Molecule: messenger RNA, 2241 nt
Organism: Lachancea nothofagi CBS 11611
Lineage: Eukaryota; Fungi; Ascomycota; Saccharomycetes; Saccharomycetales; Saccharomycetaceae
Source: the annotation of a GenBank genome assembly
AUGCCCGUUGAAUUUAAUGCUAACACCCAAAACCAUCAGCAAGAGGGGCUUUUUGUUCCGUCAUAUUUGACAGGUAAGAACUCGCGACUUCCAACAUCCAACAUGAAACCUAUGAGCAGCGACGUAGACUUCUCCAAAAGUCCAUUCGAUAAAGUCCAACUGACCAAGCUGCUCAUAGAUACGCUGCACGAAAUGGGGUAUGCUGAAACUGCAAUAUCACUACAGCAGGAAAGUGGCGGAAUUGAAGUCGAAUCUGGCGCUGUGCAAAGACUGUUUGCGGCCAUCAAACAGGGCAAAUUUGAACAUAUUGACUUAGAAAUGCUUCUGAGCUUACCGCUGAAACGCGGUAACCUGAAAACCUACAUUUCGGAGCGCAACUCGAAUCAUCCCUCGUCGCAAGGUAGUAAUGUAGAAUCCGAAACCACAGCGAUGAAUGAAGAUGAUGAGGAUGCUAUGAGAAUAGAUAACAUCAUAGUCAAGAAUGCAGACUGGAACCGUUUCUUUUCCACCAUGCAAAAGGAACUGACUGUACUGGAAACCCUUGUUCAAAGUAUGGCGAGCUUUGACGUAAAGGCCCUCACCAGCUUGCUGGAUACUGUAGAGAUUCUGGUACUAAUCAACAGGGAAGUAUUUCUGGAGCUCAUGUUCGACCAACAAGAUUCAUCGCUGGCGGUGUUUUUUUUGAGAACAGUUUUCCGCAAAUUCAUUCAGCUUUGGGAAUCUUUGCUCAUGUAUCAAGAGAGCUCCUAUGCAUUAACACCAGAUGCUUUACUAAAACAAAUGACUAGCGUUUUAACAUGUCCCUUCGACUCUGCUGAACUCUCAGAUGUGUGGCCAAGAAAUGCGGAGAAGUCAAGACAGUUAUUGAUAAGGUCUAUUUCGAAGUAUAUUGACCCAAACGAUUUAGUUCCACGCGGUAGAUUAUUGACUCUACUCAGUCAGGCUAUCAAGUAUCAAAACUCCCAGGAUGUACUGAAUUUCGAGUGCGAAGAAGAUGAAAACAUGGCAGCAAACAGCUCCCGGCGGUACAAUUUACUUCAAGAUAACAGCUCGACAUCACACCGAAUCUCUUUUACUGCGGAAAAAAAACUCGCGCAAAACGCUGAUGAAAUAUGGUACCUUGAAUUUUCUCCCGAUGGGAAAUACUUGGCUAGUGCAUCUGCCGACUCUCUCACGGAUCGCAAAGUGCUUAUUUAUGAUGUUGAAAAUGACUUUCAAGUAUACAAAGUACUUGGCGGUAACGAACAGUGUGUCUUAUAUCUGUCUUUUUCCCCUGACAGCAAGUAUUUGAUUUCGUGUCCCUUCAACGAAGAAGCGAAGAUAUAUGAUAUUCACAAAAAGGGAGAACCCACAAGUAUAAAUCAAGAAUUCGAAGGUGCUAUUAUUGCGGAGAUAAUUCAGCCGUAUGACUCCUUCAAAAUCUGUGAGGGUGAAGGAAUAUCGAAUAGCACUUCUCCUCGGAUAUGGUGCUGUGAUUGGUUUCACACAGAACGUAAUAGAGGUCGUUUCGCCUUAGGCUCUCCCGACAGAGACGUCAUAAUUUAUGAAAUAGCCUCCCGAUCCGUUUUGUGCAAGCUUUCCCAAGUUUUGAACUCCAAUAACACAUCGGCAACGGAACCUUUUCCAAGAGUACAUGAUUUGAAGAUAACUUACGAUGACAAGUACUUGAUCAUCAUGGCCCAUGAAUUUUUUGUUGAUACUUAUGACGUCUCCAAUUUACCUCCAGUAAGACACGAUGACAACAGUUUAAGCGAGCCCGCAAUAGACAAAAGUGGAUUUCAUUUAUUCAAAGUUUCGCGCUUGAGCGUAGGAAAGAGAAUGACGUGUUUGACAAUACCCCAAGUAAAGCACCAAUAUGAAGACCAGAGUUCUUUGAUCUUAAUCAACGUUCAACCGCAUGAGUUACAAUUAUGGGAUUUCAAGGAGCAGAUCCUUAUUCAGAAAUAUUAUGGGCAAAGACAGUUACAGUUCAUCAUAAGGUCUUGCUUCGGCUACGAUAAUAAGUUAGUUGCGAGUGGUUCAGAGGACGGCAAGAUCUACAUCUGGGAUCGGUAUCAUGGUAACAUAAUCAGUGUUCUACAUGGACAUGAGUCUGAGCGCCCCUCAUCUUCAGCACGAAGUUCGACAAAGACAUUCGGGCGAAACUGUAACAUAGUUGUUUGGAAUCCUGCAAACAAGAACAUUUUUGCUUCUGGUGGAGACGAUGGCCUCAUCAAAAUAUGGAAGGUUGUAAGAGGUUAA